UGUGGCGUCACGGACCGUCCUUGGCACGCUGCAUACGAGUGCAUUCCGUGUCCAGGGGCACCGGUCGUGGGAACACGGGCGCACACCAUCCGCCGAUCACCCCGGGCCGGGCCCGCCGAUCGCCCUGACACCGGCCACGGGGUACCGCCGGCACCCAAGUCACUUGAAGGAUCGCGUCGAAUCGAUCGUCGUUGGUGACGAUGCCGACGGCGGCGGCGGCGGCGGCGGCACGGUCCGGUCAGGCGCGUCGGUGACGGCGGCCGCGAUGGGUGUGUGUGCCAGCAGCCCGUCGGCGGGUGCCGUGCUCAGCCCCGGGUCACCGGCCGGGUCGGACAGCAGUGACAGCGCCGCCACGCAGAGGGACUUCGAGAAUGGGAUUGACAACUCGUCCCUGGAGAUCCCGGCGGACGGCGGCUCACCCUCGCACGCCCCCGCCGGCCGCAGGGUGUCGUUCUCGCUACCGGAGCAGGCCGGGACGUCGGGACCGCUGCAGGACUCCCCAUCCGGGGAGGAUUCAGUUAGCCAGCUGGAGGCCAAGGCCGCCUCCUCUGCGCACCUCAGCCCGGCUGACGGUGGUGUAGGUGGAGGCGAGGGUGGUGAAAGUGCACCUGGUGAUGGUAACGGAGAUGGUGGAAACGUGAAUGGCAACGGUGAAGGCAACACGGGAGGCGAAGGUAACAGCCAGCCUAACGGUAACGGUGACAGCAACGGUGACGCCGCUAACAACGCUGAGGGACAAGAAGCAACGGAAUCUCCGCAAUCGAACGAAGGAGCCACUGACGAAGCAGCUCAAGAGAAGCCGACGGAGACCAGCGAGCAAGGGGCCGGAGAAGCGGCAGAGGAGGCUCCGCCGAACGCCGAAACGUCCGGUACUGAGGGGGCGGCGGACGGAGAACAAGCGCAAGAGACAUCUGGCGGCGGAGAUGCCCCACUAGAAGCGGCAGAUCAGCCGACAGACGGCGCUGCAGCGGACACGGGUGGCGACGGUCCUAGCUCGGCCGAUGGCGACCAGGGAUAAAAGGAAACUAUCGCACCUCUCAAAUAUCAUAUCAGAUUAGCCAACACCAAUGUGGGAGCAUCAGAUAAUCGCUCGGGUUCCGCCAAUUGCCGUAUGGUAAUGAAAAGCUUUGGAACUGUUACCGUAUUUGCGGUCGAGCACAUCCGUCCAAUCGUGUGCAAAUAUUGUAUCUUUUGGAUGAACGUUAUCGACUUUCAGAUAUUCUAUUUCACGCAAAAUGUUGCAAAGGAAACUGCGUAGUUCGGUAGGCAUAUGUCUUGGCCGCCGUCCAUGACCAUUGCCUACAGACGAUAAUUUUCGGAUAGAUAUCAAGUGUCCAUGUGAACGCACGUGCAAUCGAAAUCAAUACAUCGAUCGUAAUAUUUACGAAUACAA
Messenger RNA from Amphibalanus amphitrite, 1393 nucleotides. RefSeq names its product circumsporozoite protein-like. The record is from RefSeq and is a predicted model, not a curated record. The coding region runs from base 266 to 1018 and encodes 250 amino acids. Lineage: Eukaryota; Metazoa; Arthropoda; Thecostraca; Balanomorpha; Balanidae. The transcript has 2 exons.